Molecule: messenger RNA, 1082 nt
Organism: Hyla sarda
Lineage: Eukaryota; Metazoa; Chordata; Amphibia; Anura; Hylidae
Exons: 10
Coding region: 77-682 (201 amino acids)
Source: RefSeq, a predicted model, not a curated record
CCAUAGACUGUGAAGAAAUAGGUAGGAUCUCCGAUCCGAAAAAAGUAGGUGCUUUGGAGCGCUCCUUUCCAGCAGGAUGAGUGGGGAAUUAGUAGCCACACAAUCGGAAGGUAACAAGUGUGAACUGUGCCCAGUCAGCAUGAAGCGUGCCACCAAAAAAGUCACAGCGCACAAGAAAGUAAAGGAAGAACCGAAAUGCACCAAACAAGAAGAGAGUCCACCGGAGGACCCAGUGGAUGAGCCCCCUGGCGAAGUGAAAAGCAUGGACCCGGCAUUGUUUGAGGGUCUGUGUGAUGGCGUGUUGUCAGCGUUGUGUCUUCUCCAGACCAGUGUAUCUGAGGUUAUGGACGUGAAGGACGAGAUGAUUCAGGAGAAUGUGCCAAGUUGUGUCCAAGCUCAGCUCUCCCUCUCUACAUCCAGGCUCUUUAGAAGCUUGACAGAUUUAUAUGUUCCUGCCACAGAGCUUGUCCGCUUGGUUCGGGUAUUUGGGCCACAGUGGGAACAAAAACGUGUUAUUCUGGAACAGCUGCAAGGGGAGCAUGAAAGGCUCCAGCGGCUUUUGGCUUUGACUCUCCAGCGGGUGCAACAUUUAGAGUCUCAGGUACACAGGGAUCCUCAGUCACAACACAACAAGAACUGGGAGAAGUUUUUCGUCAGACUAAUGGCCCAUGGAAACAUAUGAAUCGUCUAAUAAAAUACAGGUUGUUCUUUAUUCUACAAGAAUAAGAAGCUCAUAAAACAUGAAAGAAAUAUGAAAAAAGGAACAAUAACCCCCUGCUGCACAACAAGACAACAUAAAGGAUGACUGAUGUGGCCCAGGAAGCUAAGGAUACUUUUAUAGACUUGCAUCAAGUUACACGCUGUGGGAAAUCAUCUGCAAGUUUUGUUACCAUUCACUUUAAAGGGGUACUCUUGUGGAAAACUGGUGCCAGAAAGUUAAACAGAUUUGUAAAUCACUUCUAUUAAAAAAAUCUUAAUCCUUCCAGUACUUUUUAGGGGCUGUAUACUAAAGAGAAAUCCAAAAAAGAAAUGCAUUUCCUCUGAUGUCAUGACCACAGUGCUCUCUGCUGACAUCUCUGUCC